UCCUUCAGGGAACGAAAUAAACUGCAGCUCGCUCUGCGAUAUUGUCACUGACUGUAUCAUUCCAGGUUUCUUUCACAAAAAUAUGGCCAAAAUGGAGAACGAAAAUACUGCCGAAGCUACCGAAUGCAAAGAGGAUUCACUUCUCCCCAUCGCUGAGAAGGGACUUUUCUUCCAUGAUUCCUUCUUCGACGAUAUUCGGAAGCAAUUUGAGACAGCCAUCGACCAAAUCCUGGAUACGUGGGGAGAAGCCAAAUCAAUGAGUGAUCUCAUGAGUAGCUUCACACGUGUAAGAGAGCGUAAUUUGCAACAGGAGAACCAAGUUAUGGCCUUCAGCGAAGACGACCAGAAUCACAAGGUUGUACUAGAUGUUCAUGACUUCAAGAGUGGAGACGUUAAGGUCAGAGUGGAAGACAAUCAGGUGAUGGUGGAAGGUCGAGUGGAAAAGGAAGAGGGCGACUUCAAGUCCAUGAAAAGCUUCUGUCGACGCUUCAACUUCCCAGGCAAAGUGAAUAUGGAGGCCGUGACUUCCGCAAUGUCUUCUGAUGGCGUCUUGACUAUCACGGCUCCUAAGGUUAUAGAGGAAUCGUAAAAAGGAAUAUAUAUUUUGUAAAUGCAUCUAAUUGUAAGAACUGUGAUCUGUGAGCUAUGUAUUCUUAAUUUUGGAUAAUGUGAGACUACAAGAAUAAAGUGAAUAAGGUUAU
Penaeus monodon (black tiger shrimp) is the source of this 701-nucleotide messenger RNA. RefSeq names its product protein lethal(2)essential for life-like. Lineage: Eukaryota; Metazoa; Arthropoda; Malacostraca; Decapoda; Penaeidae. The coding region runs from base 83 to 589 and encodes 168 amino acids. The transcript has 2 exons. The record is from RefSeq and is a predicted model, not a curated record.